AUUUUUCGUAACGCGCGAACGAGUACACGUUGUCAGGUGUCAGGCCUUCCGUUCUACGCCAUUGACAAAGGAGAACCGUGCUGGAAUAUCCCAAUGAACUGUCUCGACCAACACCGGGGUCCAACACUGAACUUUCCCACUGAGCCACUACGGCUCUCUAUAUUAUUGGAUAAAGACAAUAUUGUAAGAGGGGUAGAAAACAAACAUGCAUCUACUUAUAAUAGACCGGGGUUAUUUAUUGUCAAUUAUAGUGUACGACUGUUUUGUUGGUCCUGCAAGUUCCCAGAUAUGGCUUUUCGUAAGGGAUUAAAAAAGGUUGAAUAUAUUAUUAAUUAUUCAGGACUUGAGUAUGCUGUUUGUCAGUGUGAGAUACAUUAAAAGAAAAUUAAUCAUUUUGGCUGAAUGAUAACAUGAAUGGCAAGUUGAUGCAACCGGAGUACCUUGUCCAACGUCCAGCGAUCGUGCACAAAUGUUCAAUAAAAGUAAUAUUUGAGCGAAACAUACACACAUUUUGUUGAGGCGCAUUAAAAGAAAUGAAAUGAAAUGGGGUUCUGCUCCGACUGGGCUAAUAAAGACGGACAUACGCCAUGCACUGGGCUAUCAGUCAAAUUUUGCCAGGGCAGCGGCACUAUGGCCUACUCUCAUAUCGAAAUCCAACUGCGAAGGGAUCUUUUACGCCAAUGUAUACACGGGAUCUCGGUUUUCUGUCCCAUCCAAACGACUAGACAGCUGCCCUUGUCAGGCCCUCCAUCCUGCACCAUUAACUUCCUCGGCCAAUGCAGGGAUCGAACACGCGACCUCCAGGCUAGCGAGCCAACAUCUUACCCACUUAGCCAUCGUAGCCCCGCGUAUUAAAAGGGCAGUAUUUUUUCAAAAUAUUCGAAAUUAAAAACACAAAUAUGAAUUCUAUAUCGGUGAAUUUCAAUCAAUGUUAAUGUUGAAAUCUUGACAUGAAAAUAUGGUAUCCUAAUAUAUAAACAAGACAAUGCGGAAGUAAUUAGUAAUGGCUAAUUCACAAACGACAAAAUAAUAACCCAACUUAUUGUAAACAACAAUAAAAGUGAAUGAUAAUGAUGUUACAUAGUAAAAUGUGACUUUGUUCUUCGAGGAGUCGCGAUCUGAUCCUGGAUCUCGAAUGGGGUCGCCACCCAAAAUAGGUUGGGAACCUAUGCUCUAGAGCAUCGGAUGGCGGAGAUUUAAACAAAUUGAAAUACGAUCGAACUUUAAUAAUUUUAUUUUAUUGCUACGCUAAUAAACAAUCUGCGCUACAUCUUCCAACACCCAUAACUUCACUCAGAAUAAAGUAAAUGGAAUGAAAUCUACAAUAUAUUCAUUUUUCAUUAUCUUUUUUUGAACUAUUAUAGCAAGAACGGUCAUCCCUUUAUCUAAAUCGAACAUAAUGCAUCUUUAAAGAUCAGUCAAAUGCAUUACUAUCCUAUAAAGAUUGAUUUAAAAUAUCGCACCAAAUUUGUUACCCAAUGACACGUACCGUCAAUUUGUUACCCAGUGAUAUGUACCGUCAAUUUGUUACCCAAUAACACGUUCCCUCAUGGUUGUUCUUUUGCUGUCCAUGCUGAAUCUACCUUUAGAGUUCUGGAGUAAGUUUUGAUCGUCUCGCAACAUUGUAACAAAUAAAUGGUUUCGUUCAACCAAGUAGAGCUAAUAGGGCAAUGAAACACCUGUCGUACUGUAUAAUAUAGACCAUUGUUCUCACUAAAAAGGUUUUUAAGUUGGUGUUUAUAAACUGUACGUUCACCAUGAACUGAAUAUUAUAUAUGAAAUAGAACAUCGACGCCAUAUUAGCUUCUCAACUUUAUACUCUAAAUCAAAUAUUGUUCAUUCGUUGUACGCACUGGUUGCAGAUGUACGAAUUUCAAAUUUUCCAAAAGAAUCAAUAUUUUCUAUUGACAUGUUUAUAAAUUAUAGAUUGUUUGUUGUCGAGUAUUUAAAUUUAAGGAAGAACGAGAAAGUUGUCGUAAAUACAGGAUGAUUGACAAAAGUGGUGUUCCAGACCGUGAUGGUCAGCCAAAGUCGAUGUACCUAUAUCUAGCAGCAGUAGAUUUCGUAGCUUUAGCUGGAUUGGUCGGGAAUAUAUUUCUGUUUUUCCUGAUGUUUCGUUCCGUGUUAAAACAUGUUUCGUUCUCGGUUUACCUGGUCUACUUGGCCGUUGUACAAAGCAUUGUACUCUUGCAAACAUCCAUGGAAGACACUCUCGACCACGGAUUUAAUGUCCUGGACCAAUUUAUGGAACCUAUUUGUCGACCGUGGUUGCAGCUGUCGGACACGACAAGAUUUGCGUCAACGUGGCUGGUACUUGCUUUGACUUUGGAUAGAUGUAUUGCUUUAUUUGUCACUAAAUACAAGGCUGUCUUCUGUACUAGAAAGGUCAGUCAUGGAAUAUGCAUAUUUACCAUUGCGGUUUGUUUUGCUUUAAGUCUUCCAGGCAAUGUGACUCCAAGAAUUAACCAUGGCAACAGCAGUGAUUACAAUGACGACGGUGACGAUGUUGACUCUUGUCCAAACGAUCUGUUGGUUUAUAAAUUUGUUACAGCCGGCAUUUUCCAUACUCUUGUUCCGGUUUCAAUCUGCUGUGUUUUGGAUAUCGUCAUAUUGAUUCUACUGAAGCGUGUCGUGCUCAACAUAGAUGUGGACCCCGAGGAUUCGGCAGCCGUAUUGAGUGCCAACCAGGCCGUAAAAGUUAAACGAUGUCUGGUGGCACUCUGUUGUCUGGCCGUGCUAACGCUAGUCCCAAUCGCCAUAGUCGAAUCUAUCGAGAGCUUUUCUUCCAACGAAACGGCAGUGGAGAAUGCAGGGGAAGCCUGGAGAUUUUUUAACAUUAUUUUGCUUGUCAACUACGGGCAGAAUUUCUACAUCAUUAUGGCCAUGUCCUUGUAUAUGCGAUGUCUAUUUGAGCAAAUGAUAUGCCGCGAUAAAGCUCGUUAUAAACAGCAAGAAGAACUAGUUAUGAUAUUAUCACCAAAUGACAAUGCUUUUCUUUAGAUUUUUAUUUUUAUGGGGUAUAAAUGUUACGGUUUAAAGGUAUGUUUAACAAAAUUUCAUAACAAAUGAAAUUUAAAACGCUGUUUUAAACACGGGUUAAUGUUUAGGCCAAGUGCCGAUAUUUUACUGUUUAAGGUUUAAUUCCAGCGCGAUAGCGUUUAUGUAUUUUAAUUGGUGUUGGUAAAUAUAGAAAUUCGUACAAUUGAUGAAGAAGAACUGUGUAUAUAAAUACUCUCGAGGAAUAAAGGAGACACCUCUGUUAUUAUGGUACUUAGUGUGUCUUCAUUUACCUCGUUACAAGAUGCAUUAGAAAUUGUUUUAAUUACUAAUCAUGCGUGUUUCUAAUGGAUGUGUUGAAGUUAUCGCUUCUCUUGUAACCUAUGGAACUGAUAUACAUUGUAAUAUGGUGUAAGGUUAUAUCGUUUACUGAAUAUAAUUCCUAAUAAAUGCAAACAAAUUAAACAUGGAGAGAUAGGGGGUAAGGUGGGGAGGAUGUAUAACAUAGUGCCGGCUUUUUAAAACGAAAAUCGCCUGCGCACAGAGAUCUUCAGAAGAGUGUAUGUGUGUUUGGUUGGGGAAGGGGGGGGGACAUCCUGUUAGACUGGCGACACUAAUCUUCGCACGUACGAAUCUGAGUUGAAAGAAUGCUGGGACUUAUGCUACAGUGCACGCAGAGCAGUCCCUAUACCGCCCGUCAAGAAGUAAAAUUGUAUUCGUAGGAAUCGUUAAUAAAUUUAAGCAAUAAUAAUUGGAAUAGUGGCGCCCUUUGCUUAACACCUGUUACAUUUUUCAGGUAACUAGUAUAAUAACUUUCAUAAAAAAAUACAUCGAUUUUAUCAUAAUUAAAUUGUAACAACGUAGAUUGGUCAAAUUUAUACAAAUUUAUAUCUACUUUGCCCAGUUUUAAAAAGCGAACUAUUGUUAUUGGAUUAUAUAUAAAAAAUAAAUACACUACACUUAACGAACACAAAACAAUAGCAGUAAUAUUAAUAUUGCAAUAAAAGGUAUCUAUUUUUUUCGCAACA
Messenger RNA from Patella vulgata (common limpet), 4025 nucleotides. RefSeq lists its product as uncharacterized. The record is from RefSeq and is a predicted model, not a curated record. Gene Ontology annotation, biological process: G protein-coupled receptor signaling pathway. Bases 1987 to 3000 code for a protein of 337 amino acids. NCBI's taxonomy places the organism in Eukaryota, Metazoa, Mollusca, Gastropoda, Patellidae. The transcript is spliced from 2 exons. Gene Ontology annotation, cellular component: plasma membrane. Gene Ontology annotation, molecular function: G protein-coupled receptor activity.